Haplochromis burtoni (Burton's mouthbrooder) is the source of this 1162-nucleotide messenger RNA. It is a transcript of the gene nmrk1, whose product is annotated as nicotinamide riboside kinase 1. The coding region runs from base 145 to 726 and encodes 193 amino acids. The transcript has 8 exons. Lineage: Eukaryota; Metazoa; Chordata; Actinopteri; Cichliformes; Cichlidae. The record is from RefSeq and is a predicted model, not a curated record. Gene Ontology annotation, cellular component: cytoplasm.
CGUUCGCAGGACCAGCUACCAGCGUGGUGUAUACAUUUGCACGUGACUCCUUAAUUACGUUAGUAUUACUAGUUCUAUAAAUCGGUAGCUUUGCAGCGAGCAGACGCAGACAAGUGGAAUGAAGACACUAAUUGUAGGAAUUGGAUGACCAAUGGAGGAAAAACUACACUUGCCUCAAGUCUGCAAGAGCAAAUACCCAACAGCUGCAUCAUUGCACAGGAUUCAUAUUUUAAGGAUGACUCUGAGGUGCCGAUGGACAGCAAUGGGUUCAAGCAAUAUGACAUCCUCGAGGCUCUGCACAUGCAGAUGAUGAUGAGGGACGUUGACUCCUGGCGAAGAGAUCCCGAGUCGUUCCUCAGACAGCAAGGCCUGGAGACCCAGCUUAUAGAACCAUCAGUCGAUAACCAGGUGUUCGUGCUCAUAGUGGAAGGCUUCCUCAUUUUCAACUACAGGCCUCUGGAUGAACUGUUUGACAAAAAAUAUUUCAUGGAAAUACCUUAUGAUGCCUGCAAGAGGAGACGAAGUUUAAGAGUGUACACACCUCCUGAUCCUCCCGGCUACUUCGACGGAUACGUGUGGCCAAUGUACCUGAAAAACCGAGAAGAGAUCGAGAGUGACACAUCAGAAUUUGUAUUUCUGGAUGGUUUGAAGCCAAAAGAAGAGCUGCUGGCAGCUGUGUGUAAAGAUCUUUGUCAGGAAAUACAAAGACUCAGAGAGAAAAACUGAAUUGACCAGCGUAUUAUUUAUUUGCCAUUUGAAGAUGAAGAUCACUGCUCCCAUGGAUGUUAGGACCACUCUCAAUUAGACUAAUGUGUGACUGAAAGGACCAAAUUAAGCUGUGCGAAUAUCCUGGAAUAAACGAGCUGUAGCAUCUGAAGUUAUCUGCCUGGAGACUGAAGCAAAUGUCUUUACCAUAAAUGUACAGUAUUUUGAAAAGACAAACACUGUGGGACAUAUAAAUGUGAUGUUUGAGGACUUGCAGUUUACUAAUCCAAUAAUCGUAUCGGUAUGUGUAAGCUUAAGUUUGGUUUUAACUCCAUUUUCUUACUCGAUCCCUGCAUCCUGUGAGGAAAUUUUUAAAGUUUGUUUUUUUCUAAUAUGUUCUGUAGAAUAAAUUAAGUGUACAUCCAUUAAAACAGCUUAACAGAAACACUAACUGUUA